Messenger RNA from Rhinopithecus roxellana (golden snub-nosed monkey), 1879 nucleotides. It is a transcript of the gene ILK, whose product is annotated as integrin linked kinase. The coding region runs from base 169 to 1617 and encodes 482 amino acids. The transcript is spliced from 12 exons. The record is from RefSeq and is a predicted model, not a curated record. Gene Ontology annotation, cellular component: focal adhesion; stress fiber. NCBI's taxonomy places the organism in Eukaryota, Metazoa, Chordata, Mammalia, Primates, Cercopithecidae. Gene Ontology annotation, biological process: integrin-mediated signaling pathway; protein phosphorylation; substrate adhesion-dependent cell spreading. Gene Ontology annotation, molecular function: protein binding; ATP binding; protein kinase activity.
GGAGGGGACGGACGGAGGCCCGCGCUGCCCAAGAGCACCAGGGGCGGGGCGGGGCCGGCGGCAGGCUGCGGGCGCGGCCGGACGGGAGUUCCCCGGAGAAGGAGCCUGCAGCCCGAGUCCCGUCCUCAGGCUUCCCCAAUCCAGGGGACUCGGCGCUGGGACGCUGCUAUGGACGACAUUUUCACUCAGUGCCGGGAGGGCAACGCAGUCGCCGUUCGCCUGUGGCUGGACAACACGGAGAACGAUCUCAACCAGGGGGACGAUCAUGGCUUCUCCCCCUUGCACUGGGCCUGCCGAGAGGGCCGCUCUGCUGUGGUUGAGAUGUUGAUCAUGCGGGGGGCACGGAUCAAUGUAAUGAACCGUGGGGAUGACACCCCCCUGCAUCUGGCAGCCAGUCAUGGACACCGUGAUAUUGUACAGAAGCUAUUGCAGUACAAGGCAGACAUCAAUGCAGUGAAUGAACAUGGGAAUGUGCCCCUGCACUAUGCCUGUUUUUGGGGACAAGACCAAGUGGCAGAGGACCUGGUGGCAAAUGGGGCCCUUGUCAGCAUCUGUAACAAGUAUGGAGAGAUGCCUGUGGACAAAGCCAAGGCACCCCUGAGAGAGCUUCUCCGAGGUCCAUCUCCCCACCCCCUAGCUUGUGUCUUGUCCCUUCCCACCUGUCUUCCCCCUCUGUACCACAGCUCACGUUGGUUUUCUUCCCUAGAGCGGGCAGAGAAGAUGGGCCAGAAUCUCAACCGUAUUCCAUACAAGGACACAUUCUGGAAGGGGACCACCCGCACUCGGCCCCGAAAUGGAACCCUGAACAAACACUCUGGCAUUGACUUCAAACAGCUUAACUUCCUGACGAAGCUCAACGAGAAUCACUCUGGAGAGCUCUGGAAGGGUCGCUGGCAGGGCAAUGACAUUGUCGUGAAGGUGCUGAAGGUUCGAGACUGGAGUACAAGGAAGAGCAGGGACUUUAAUGAAGAGUGUCCUCGGCUCAGGAUUUUCUCGCAUCCAAAUGUGCUCCCAGUGCUAGGUGCCUGUCAGUCUCCACCUGCUCCUCAUCCUACUCUCAUCACACACUGGAUGCCAUAUGGAUCCCUCUACAAUGUACUACAUGAAGGCACCAAUUUCGUCGUAGACCAGAGCCAGGCUGUGAAGUUUGCUUUGGACAUGGCGAGGGGCAUGGCCUUCUUACACACACUAGAGCCCCUCAUCCCACGACAUGCGCUCAAUAGCCGUAGUGUAAUGAUUGAUGAGGACAUGACUGCCCGAAUUAGCAUGGCUGAUGUCAAGUUCUCUUUCCAAUGUCCUGGUCGCAUGUAUGCACCUGCCUGGGUAGCCCCUGAAGCUCUGCAGAAGAAGCCUGAAGACACAAACAGACGCUCAGCAGACAUGUGGAGUUUUGCAGUGCUUCUGUGGGAACUGGUGACACGGGAGGUACCCUUUGCUGAUCUUUCCAAUAUGGAGAUUGGAAUGAAGGUGGCAUUGGAAGGCCUUCGGCCUACCAUCCCACCAGGUAUUUCCCCUCAUGUGUGUAAGCUCAUGAAGAUCUGCAUGAAUGAAGACCCUGCAAAGCGACCCAAAUUUGACAUGAUUGUGCCUAUCCUGGAGAAGAUGCAGGACAAGUAGGACUGGAAGGUCCUUGCCUGAACUCCAGAAGUGUCAGGACAUGGUUGGGGGAAUGCACCUCCCCAAAGCAGCAGGCCUCUGGUUGCCUCCCCUGCCUCCAGUCAUGGUACUACCCCAGCCAUGGGGUCCAUCCCCUUCCCCCAUCCCUACCACUGUGGCCCCAAAAGGGGCGGGCUCAGAGCUUUGUCACUUGCCACAUGGUGUCUCCCAACAUGGGAGGGAUCAGCCCUGCCUGUCACAAUAAAGUUUAUUAUGAAAACAG